GUGGUUUUACUGCGGUGAACUCCUGCCCUGCCUUCUGGUAGCUGGCUGCUGGUUCCCGACCCUGAGCUCUCAGUGAACCUGGGAAGGGGAUGAGAACAGGGUAGGUGAGCUCCAGCCAAGCCAGCCCUGCCAGAGACCUCCAGUUGCAGUGGAUGGUGCUCUGAGCCACAGUGUGCUUCACCCUUUGGAUCUAUGGACCUGCUUUGAACCAUAGAGCCUGCCUAUGGGGGAAGGUGACGCCAUCUGGGCCCCAUCCAUCCUUCCUCACAGUACCCUCAGUACCUUAAGCCACCACCCUGAGCUACAUUUUGGAGGGAAGAUGGAAUCUAAGGUCUCGGAAGGUGGCCUGAACGUAACCCUGACCAUCCGCCUACUGAUGCAUGGAAAGGAAGUUGGAAGCAUCAUUGGGAAGAAAGGAGAAACAGUAAAGAAGAUGCGUGAAGAGAGUGGCGCCAGGAUCAACAUCUCAGAGGGAAACUGCCCAGAGAGAAUCGUCACCAUCACAGGCCCGACCGACGCCAUCUUCAAGGCCUUUGCUAUGAUCGCAUACAAAUUUGAGGAGGACAUCAUUAAUUCCAUGAGCAACAGCCCUGCCACCAGCAAGCCCCCAGUGACACUGCGACUCGUGGUCCCUGCCAGCCAGUGUGGGUCCCUGAUUGGCAAAGGUGGUUCCAAGAUCAAGGAGAUCCGAGAGUCCACAGGUGCUCAGGUCCAGGUGGCAGGUGACAUGCUGCCCAACUCCACAGAGCGGGCAGUGACUAUCUCAGGGACCCCGGACGCCAUCAUCCAGUGUGUGAAACAGAUCUGUGUGGUCAUGCUGGAGUCCCCACCGAAAGGUGCCACCAUUCCCUACCGCCCAAAGCCCGCCUCCACCCCUGUCAUUUUUGCAGGUGGUCAGGCCUACACCAUCCAGGGACAGUACGCCAUCCCCCACCCAGAUCAGUUGACCAAGCUCCACCAGUUGGCCAUGCAGCAAACCCCCUUUCCUCCCCUCGGACAGACCAACCCCGCUUUCCCCGGAGAAAAGCUGCCUUUACACUCCUCCGAAGAAGCUCAAAAUCUGAUGGGCCAGUCGUCAGGUCUGGAUGCCAGCCCACCGGCCAGCACUCAUGAACUCACCAUUCCCAAUGAUCUUAUAGGCUGCAUAAUUGGACGCCAGGGCACCAAAAUCAAUGAAAUCCGACAGAUGUCUGGAGCUCAGAUCAAAAUCGCCAACGCCACUGAGGGGUCAUCAGAGCGCCAGAUUACCAUCACAGGGACCCCAGCCAACAUCAGCCUCGCCCAGUAUCUCAUCAACGCUAGGCUGACGUCUGAGGUCACCGGGAUGGGUGCACUCUAACCUCCCCAAGAUUCUCCACCUCACACAUCGGAUGGCUCCAGCCCGCAGCCUCACCAGCUGGCACACUGUACAGACUGCCUGUCCUUCCUUGCAGAAAUGACUAGAGCGUUUUCUUUACAAACAGAUGAUAGUACGUGUCUGCCCACUCAGGCCCUGUGCGCUCCGUCUUAGUGUAGCCUCCACGCCUUGGCAUGCCAUGCAGCUCUUUACUUUAAUGCUCAACGUGUUCCCAACUGUGAUGUUUCAGAGAUUGAUCCCUCAGUAUCCAUGUGACUGUCUGUUUAAAAGUUGGUUUGAUGCUUUAACAGCACUCCCUGUGUCCUGCUGUCCCUUGUUCUCAGAGACCCUCCCCUCUCGCCCGCUCUACUGACUCUUUCCCACCCUAGGUUGUACGCAGGGAUCAGAAGUACUUUUCUUGCAACCUACAGGGAGUGUCUGGAAGAGGAGGGACUGGGGGGAGUGUAUCUAAGGAGCAGAGUGGAGUGCCAGAGGAUGGGGUGGGACCCUGGCUUCACUAGGAUAUCUCGGGGAGGGGGCACUUGUGGCCCCCAGGUGUCUUCCAAGAUGGCUAAGAACAAGGACUUGCCAGAAAGUUCAUCUGCACCCAUCAGAGUUCAAUAAAUGUCGUGUUCCUCCCCCAUG
Molecule: messenger RNA, 1981 nt
Organism: Grammomys surdaster
Lineage: Eukaryota; Metazoa; Chordata; Mammalia; Rodentia; Muridae
Gene: Pcbp3
Product: poly(rC) binding protein 3
Exons: 15
Coding region: 224-1339 (371 amino acids)
Biological process (GO): regulation of RNA metabolic process; regulation of gene expression
Cellular component (GO): nucleus; cytoplasm
Molecular function (GO): mRNA binding
Source: RefSeq, a predicted model, not a curated record